UUAUUACCGUUGAAAAAAUUAUUUUUAAACUAGAAAGUAAACUCGUUUUGAGCUUAACACAUGUUUAUGUACUAAUAAGUGAUGGAUAGAACGAUAUUUGGUAAAAAAACUUUAAAUACGCAGCGUAAUCGCGUAGACAGAUUCGUAGCGCCUCGCAACUCUUUCGGUGAGGCGCGCAGACGUCGAUCUUGGCACGCAAGUUGUGAUGGCACUGUGAACAACGAUGUUUGGUUUGGAAAACAUUUGAAGCAGAAAAAAUACGCAAAUUACUUAGACGAUGCGCUUAAUCUCGAGCCGCAGGAAACGCACGGUAUUCACAAACAAUAUAUCGGAUCCUGGCCUUGCAUACCGCGGAAGAAAAGCUACCUUUCAUCUGCGGACAGUAUCCUAGACUUACCUACUUACAGUUACGCUACUUUUCCAGAACUCCUCGAUUGGAGUAACGACAAUAUCUUGGUGGCAGCCCUGGGUAAGAAUUAUCAUAAAUGGAGCUGGAAAAGUCAAAGUCUCAUAAGUCAGGGCUUCACCCAGUAUGAAAUCCAGUGCUGUAAAUUUGACCCUAGGGGAGAGCUGCUAGUCCUUGGCACCGAUAUGAAUACAGUGGAGGUUCACAACAACACUUUGAGUAAAAAGGAGUCAAGUAAUCUCUGUCCCUGUCUGAACACCAGCAACCAUUACUGCUCCAUCACUGCGGUCGACUGGAGUCCUACGGGCAACUCUUUCGUAACUGGCUGCUCGUGGGGCACCGUGGCGUCGUACGGCCGCUCGGCGCGGCUGCUGAGCCGGCGGCGGGGGGCUCGCGGCGCGGUGCUGCUCGUGCGCGUAUCGCCGGACGCGCGCUACGCCGCCGUCACGGCCGUCAACUCGGCCGUCGUGCUGUUGCUAACGUGGCCCUCGUUGGAGAUAUAUUCAAGUCUUGAUUCUAAUUGGACGAUACGGACAAUGACUUGGCACCCUUGGCGAAGCGCGUUACUGGGUGUAGGCGCGGUCACGCCAGACCUCCAAGCACGGAUUGCUAUGUGGAAUGCACCAACUUCUAAGGUCCGGGAGACGACCGUUGGCCCCAAGCGAUACAGUCUGGACGCUAUGCUCUUCAGCCAAAAAACAGGCGAACUAGUGCUCAGCUUAUGGAAUUCUGAUAGAGCCAUACUACGCCCGAAUAGAUGCUCCCAACUGGUAGUUAUGAGUGACCUUGAGACUGUGGUGGACCAGUGGGGAGAAGGUCGUACUGGAUUGGACCGAGUACGGACUAUGGUUUUUAGUCCGGAUGGUACAAAACUUGCAACAGCGACAUCUGAUGAGGACUUGAUAAUCUGGAACUUUCUCCCAGAAGACAAACGAAACACGAAAACCAAAUGCAAACGUUUUUCAGCACUCCCUGUUUACUUGGACGAGGCGAUGCAGGGCUAUUCCCUCAGAUGAAUUAACAUUUGAUACCGUUAAGAAGUAACUGGGUGUACUUCGCUAUAAUAAUUAUAUUUCGUUGGCAAUAAAUUUUUGAUAAAUUUUAA
Molecule: messenger RNA, 1511 nt
Organism: Nymphalis io (European peacock)
Lineage: Eukaryota; Metazoa; Arthropoda; Insecta; Lepidoptera; Nymphalidae
Gene: cort
Product: protein cortex
Exons: 9
Coding region: 82-1422 (446 amino acids)
Biological process (GO): anaphase-promoting complex-dependent catabolic process; positive regulation of anaphase-promoting complex-dependent catabolic process; positive regulation of ubiquitin protein ligase activity
Cellular component (GO): anaphase-promoting complex
Molecular function (GO): protein binding; anaphase-promoting complex binding; ubiquitin ligase activator activity
Source: RefSeq, a predicted model, not a curated record